Molecule: messenger RNA, 942 nt
Organism: Antechinus flavipes (yellow-footed antechinus)
Lineage: Eukaryota; Metazoa; Chordata; Mammalia; Dasyuromorphia; Dasyuridae
Product: olfactory receptor 1361-like
Exons: 1
Coding region: 1-942 (313 amino acids)
Biological process (GO): G protein-coupled receptor signaling pathway
Cellular component (GO): membrane
Molecular function (GO): olfactory receptor activity; G protein-coupled receptor activity
Source: RefSeq, a predicted model, not a curated record
AUGGAAGGUGAAAAUCAGUCUGAAGUAUCAGAGUUCAUCCUUCUGGGUCUUUCAGAUGAGCCAGAGCAGCAGAGGCUCCUGUUCUUCCUGUUUCUCCUUAUGUACUUGAUCACAGGACUGGGCAACCUGCUCAUCAUGAUGGCUAUUUUCUCUGACCCACACCUCCACACUCCCAUGUACUUCUUCCUCAGUAAUUUGUCCCUGGCUGACAUCUGUUUCACCUCCACCACCAUUCCCAAGAUGCUGAGCAAUCACAUAUCCAAAAACAGAACAAUUCCUUAUGCUGGGUGUCUGACACAAGUAUUCUUCUUCAUUUUGUUUGGUGGGAUUGAUAGUUUCCUCCUCACUUCCAUGGCUUAUGACCGCUAUGUGGCUAUUUGUGCACCCCUACACUAUAACACAAUUAUGACUCCGAGGGUCUGUGUCCUUCUAGUACUAGUGUCUUGGUCUUGGGCCAUUACUAAUUCCCUGACACAUACCGUCUUGCUGACUCGAUUGUCAUUCUGUGGCCACAAUCAAAUCCCUCAUUUUUUCUGUGACCUCAGUCCCUUUUUAAAAUUGGCCUGCUCAGACACCUACAUCAAUGACUUGAUGGUCUAUACAGUGGGAGCACCAACAGUAUUUCUACCCUUCAUUGGAAUACUCAUAUCCUAUGCACACAUUUUCAUAAGUAUAAUGAAGAUCUCCUCUGUUAUUGGAAAACAGAAAGUUUUCUCUACUUGUGCUUCCCAUCUCACUGUGGUCUGUCUUUUCUAUGGGACAGUCAUUGGGGUGUACUUCAGCCCCACAUCUACCCAUAUAGCCCAACAAGAUAUAGCAGCAACUGUGCUGUACACGGUUGUUACUCCCAUGCUGAACCCUUUCAUCUAUAGCCUAAGAAAUAAGGACAUGAAAGGAGCCUUGAGGAUGCUCAUCAUUAGGAAACUGGGGUUCACUCUAUGA